Xiphophorus couchianus (Monterrey platyfish) is the source of this 1497-nucleotide messenger RNA. RefSeq names its product interferon regulatory factor 1-like. The coding region runs from base 485 to 1351 and encodes 288 amino acids. Gene Ontology annotation, molecular function: RNA polymerase II cis-regulatory region sequence-specific DNA binding; DNA-binding transcription factor activity, RNA polymerase II-specific. Gene Ontology annotation, cellular component: nucleus. Lineage: Eukaryota; Metazoa; Chordata; Actinopteri; Cyprinodontiformes; Poeciliidae. The transcript is spliced from 7 exons. Gene Ontology annotation, biological process: regulation of transcription by RNA polymerase II; immune system process. The record is from RefSeq and is a predicted model, not a curated record.
GUUCUGCUUCCAUCUGGUGUUCUUUGUGUGCACACACUGUUGUACUUCAGGUGCAGUAAAUUCUCUUAACUCUGGCUUUCACACCUGAAAACCUAUGACACACUCAUGAGAAAAAAAAAAAAAAUCAAAUUCCAACUAAUUUAAAAAGUGGCAGCAGGACUUCAUUAGUAUCAUUUUAUUCUUAUCAUUUCAAAAUGUCACAUCAAUCAUAGCCUAUUUAAAUACAUUAACACAAUCCUAAACCCAUCCAACCACUCCAUACAACUUCAAAAGAAAAGAAAACCAGUGUGAUUUCCUAUAAGAGGAGGAGCCCAUUUUUGAGGAAACUUAACUGGAGGAGGAGCUGAAUCAAGUUUACAUGAGUGAGGAGCUGGAUGAAAAUUACCUGUGAUUGGAAGAUUCUGAUAGAGUAGGACGGUUGUUCCAGUAGAACUUGAUUUGAUCACCCCACAUCAUUUCUUUUUAUUUUACUACUUGGACUCCCAUGUCUCUUGUGACACCUAUUUCCAAACCACCUUUCUGCACACUUGAAGCGCUGACCUGCAGUAUGCAGCAACCGGUAAGGCAGAGACUGAGACCUUGGCUGGAGGAACAGAUUCAGUCCGGGAAGUAUCCAGGUGUCAGCUGGCUGGACCAGUCAGCUUGCAUCUUCCAGAUUCCAUGGAAACACGCAGCUCGCCAUGGUUGGAGCAUUGACCGGGAUGCUACGCUCUUCAGGAGUUGGGCUAUGCACACAGGAAAGUACCGUCCAGGCAGAGACAAGCCAGAUCCCAAGACAUGGAAAGCAAAUUUCCGGUGUGCCUUGAAUUCCCUACCGGACAUCUGUGAACUGCGGGAGCACAGCAGGAAGCGAGGCAGCAACGCCUACAGAGUCUACAGGAUGCUGCCCAGCUCUCAAACACGCAGACGAAGGAGAAGACUGUUCCACAGGCCGCAGGAGAGGCCGAGAGAUUUGGAAAACUCCAGAAGUGAUGACACAUACACCUCACAGCAAACCUGGCAGCCUAUAACAGCACUACCUGUUACAGACCCACCACAUAAGGUGGAGACCUGUGUACAACACAGCUUUAACAGCCCUGAAGUACAAGGAAUGUGGGAAUCCAAACCUGUGGAUCAGGAACCAAGUGAGGCUGUCUGUAAGCUAAUGGACCAUUUAGGCAGCACUGACCUCUGGAACCAGACAUGGGAGCAGAGAGGAUGGAGGACACACACUCAGUGGGAACAACCGCAAUGUGCUGGUGAGGAGAACCCGUAUCCUCUACAGACGGAGGACUACAGUGAUCUGUUUGGCCCAAACUACAUCAAAGAACUCUCAGACUGGUCCACACAUCAGCAAACACUGAUGCUGUAGCUGUUUGUCUUCUCUUUUUGUUCUGUAUUUAUCAUGCAUUUGUUUAAAUGACAAUUUCCUUUAUAUACUUCUGGUUGUUUCCUUGUUUCUGUUGAGCCGACUGCAGAAUGAGUAACCUGAAUGAAAUAAAGCUGGGGAGCAACAGA